Molecule: messenger RNA, 1863 nt
Organism: Bipolaris oryzae ATCC 44560
Lineage: Eukaryota; Fungi; Ascomycota; Dothideomycetes; Pleosporales; Pleosporaceae
Exons: 2
Coding region: 1-1863 (620 amino acids)
Biological process (GO): protein N-linked glycosylation
Molecular function (GO): alpha-(1->6)-fucosyltransferase activity
Source: RefSeq, a predicted model, not a curated record
AUGCUGAACCAAGUCACUCAAAAAAUCACAAAGAUGCAUGCCAGACGGAACCCCGGUCUGUCGUUGCAGCCGACAGCUCAAUAUUCGCAACUGGAACCCCCACCUCACUCGGCUACCUCUAGCGCUUUUCUCUCUCCGACACUGCCCUCCCGGCGCGGACUACUUGCGAGAUCUCCCCCCGCCAGCCCGAGCCUUCCGAGCCUACUACCCAAACAUGGAAAGAUCCCGCACCCGAACCAUGGAAAGUUUGUAAAGAGGAUACUUUUGGGAUGCUGUGGCGUAGCUUUUCUGCUGUGGAUUGUACUAAGGCACAUCUACACAAACUCGCAUUACGCCACACCUUAUGACGACGAGGUUGAGGAUGAGUGGGAAAUGGUUGGUGGUAGCCGGUUGCCACAUGAGCCGUCUGCUGUUGCGCUCAUAGAUGCAAAGGGCAAAAUGAGGUGGACCGUGUCGAUUCCGUCAACUUAUGAUUUCCCGCUGCAACCGGCGCAGUACCGCGAGAUAUGCCACCAGGCAAUGGAAGUGUCCAAGGAAGUCAGUCAGGGGUCUAAGAAAUCGGCGAGUCAUGCUAGGAGGAUGGUGCCUUAUAACCAAAAGGAUCAGUACUACAUUGAUAUUAAAGAGGCGGAGGAACAGGCACUGUUGCCACCUGCCAAGUCAAAGGGAAGGCCAAAGAACUUUGUCGAGGAUCAGGCUAUGAAGGAUGGGGCUUCGACAGAGGGGCUCAAGGUCUGUGAAAGGAGCUUGACCUACGUCAUGGAGACUGGAGAUGCUGGGUUUGGAAAUACACUGAUGCGGUUGUGGAUGUCGUAUGGUCUGGCGAAGACUGAGAACCGUGCUUUCUUCAUUGACGACUCUCGCUGGCCUUAUGGCAAGUACUCGACCUACUUCCAACCCCCACCCUCUGCAGGCUGUCUUCCUCCCCCGCCAUCCCAUAUCGUCCCUUGCCCCCACUCCGCGAACCACCUCAUCGUCAGUGAUGCAACAGUAAAGAGCACCUUUGGCCAUGCCUUCACCGAGCAAUACGAAGACGCCAGAAAAGUCGGUGUCCUCCGCCAAUCCAAGAUCUUCGCCCUCGCCCGCACCGGCUACGAAGCCCUCUUCAAGCUCCGUACCGAUGACGAAGCCUACGUGCUCCAAAAAUCCCACGACAUGUACGGCGCCGUCAAACUCGAAGGCGGCCUCAGCAUCGGCAUGCACGUCCGCCACGGCGACAAACACCCCAUGGAAUACCAAUACGCAAAAGACUACAUCCCCCUCGCCCGCUACAUCGAAACCGCUCGCGACCUCUACAUUGAAAUCGUCGAAGGCGAAUCCAAACGCUCUAAGAAACGCUCUUCCUCCUCUCGCUCCUCAUCCCCGUUAACCCCUCGCCACACCAGCUCCAAAAUGAUCCUCGCCUCCGACGACCCCCUCGUCUACGACUCGCCCGAACUCGGUCCAAACAGCAUCCGCGCCCAAGACCGCAUCGUCCUCGCCACCAAACAGCAGCUCGAAGCCGCACAAAAGGAGCCCAAGAAAAACCCUUGGAUCGAUGAAGUCACGGGUUGGGAGGGAGGAUUCUACCACGACGUCUUUUUCUCCCUCGGCCAACCCGUCGGAAAUGCAAAGGAUAUGAAGGAAUUUAUCAAAAACCCCGCCUCCGACGUCCCGGAAUCCGCGAUGAAGCUAAGGGAAUUGGUAGGACGCGCGUACCUGCUUGAUCUCGCAGUGCUGGGCAAAGCCGAUACGGUUAUCUGCACGGUGAGCAGUGUGAGUUGUCGGCUUCUGGGCGUGAUGAUGGGAUGGAGCGAAGCGAUUGAAGGAAGGAAGUGGAGAAAUAUUGAUGGCUCGUUUGAGUGGAGGGGAAUCAUUUGGUGA